Molecule: messenger RNA, 1146 nt
Organism: Aspergillus caelatus
Lineage: Eukaryota; Fungi; Ascomycota; Eurotiomycetes; Eurotiales; Aspergillaceae
Exons: 1
Coding region: 1-1146 (381 amino acids)
Source: RefSeq, a predicted model, not a curated record
AUGUGGAAAUUUGGAGUAUUUGCCGUCUUUCUACCUCUUAUUUCCUGUCAGGUUAUCAGCAAUCCCAAACCUGAUCCUUUCACUGACUUCACCAAUUAUAUCAUCUGGUAUCCCGAAACCAACGCCGUGCAAUGGCACACGCUGUACGCUCGCUCGCUCCAGCUGCCAGACGAGUCUCUACUUAUUACGUGGGAGAACUACCCCAAAGAGCCACCACUGGUGAACCAUCCCAUCUACAAAUCCGUCGAUGGAGGUUCAACCUGGACCAAUUUCUCCGCGAUCACUGACGAGAAAAAUGGCUGGGGAAUGCGGUUUCAACCUGAGCUGUUCACCUUGCCAGUAGGCUUCGGUGGAUACGCUGCAGGAUCUAUUCUUGCUGCGGGUGUAUCGGCCCCGUUCAGUCUCGAGGGUGGCGUCUAUAUCGACCUCUAUAUCAGUGAAGAUGAGGCCGCAACAUGGACAUUUGUUAGCCACAUCGCCUACGGCGCCGGCCCAGAGACCAUCACCAACGGCAACGCCGCCCUCUGGGAACCCUGGUUGAUGCUCUAUGACGGGCAGAUCGUCUGCUUCUUCUCUGAUCAGCGCGAUCCACUGCACAGCCAGAAGCUGGUCCAUGUCAGCACCACUGACCUCCGGCAUUGGUCGGACCCCGUCCCGGAUGUAGCAUACGCAAGACAGGCCGAUCGACCCGGCAUGACAACAGUCGCGCACAUCGAAUCAACGGAUUCUUACAUCAUGACAUACGAGUAUUGUGGUCAGGGUAAUUGUGAUGUGUAUUACAAGGUUGCCUCGUCCCCAUUGGAAUUCGACUCGGCUGAGGGGAUUCCGCUUGUUUCCAAUGAUACGAACCCGAUCACGCCCCAUAACACGCCAUAUGUGAUCUGGACACCGCACCCUGAUCGGACGGAUGGGUCUGGACUGAUUAUUGUCAGCGCGCUCAGUCACGAGGUAGUCUUUGUGAAUGAGGAUUCGGCAGAUCCGGAUGGAUGGAAGACGGUCGAUGUGGGUAUGUGGUCGGCCUAUUCGCGGAGUAUGAGGAUAAUCACCCUUCAGGGUGAGAAGAAACUGCUUUUUGCGAAUGGAGGCAAUAUGGGCAAUCCGGAGGAUAAUUCAGUUGCGUGUGGUGUCGUUGAGAUACCUACUUAG